This is a messenger RNA of Bipolaris sorokiniana ND90Pr, 1069 nucleotides long. RefSeq lists its product as uncharacterized. The record is from RefSeq and is a predicted model, not a curated record. The transcript has a single exon. NCBI's taxonomy places the organism in Eukaryota, Fungi, Ascomycota, Dothideomycetes, Pleosporales, Pleosporaceae. Bases 70 to 801 code for a protein of 243 amino acids.
AGCACUUCGAUAUCAUCAUUGGAACAAAUACCAGCACCCCCAGCCUACGAAACAGUCAUAGAUUCCAACAUGCCAACAUCGAGCGCAUCAAGUCCGUAUAUCCAUUUUGAAGGAGAAGAAGAAGACAGGGAAGUGGACAAUGACACGCCUGAGGUUGUCAUCAACGCCGCGACACAAAUCCGCGGGCAUGGAAACAUCAUAUCCAUUGCGCAAAUGGACAGUGUACGGAUAGCAAACCUCAUCACAAGCUUGCUCAACUGUGGAGAUAAAAUACCAGUUGACGACGCCACACGACCUCUUACGCCUCCAAGCCCAGUGCCACUAGCAACAGCGCAGGCGCAGCGGACAACAAGAACGCAAGUCAGGGGGGUGCACAAGUACCCCAACAUCAACAUCACGGUCAAUUGCGGUGCGACGGUACUAGGAGACCGGAACAUUGUAGGGCCAGGACUGGGCGACAUUGCAAGACAGAUGCAGAUGGCGCAGCGAAACCAGGCGGCGGCGCUACAGGCUCAUCAACAACUGCAACAAAGACAAGCAGCAGCGGCAGCGGGAGCGGCAACGGCGGCAGCAGCUGUUGCUGCUGAGGAGCAAAAGAUGGCAUCACCACCAAUGCAGCGAGGCAGUAGUGUGUAUCAGACUACUACCUCGCCGUUGCAAUACUGUAGGCAAGUGCCCUUGUCGAAUGGCGUUGCAACGCCGCCGAUGAGUCGAAGCUCAAGCCUGCAUAGCGAUGGCGAGAGCCGGAAAAGGAAGGGACCAGAUUUUUGCGAGGCAGCUGAGGCGAAGAGGCGGUGUUGAUUUUCUUUCGAGAAGAAGACUGAAAGGCAUAUUUUCUUUCCGAGACAUUUUUUUCUCUCGACAGCGUUGUUUUUUUCUUCUCCUCUCCUCUUAUCUACUGGCAUGGAAAAAACGAAACUAAGUGGGAGCGGCGUUGUACAUAUGUGGGCUCCAGGUGGGGAUGGAUUGGGUGUACAUAGUGAAAGGCAGUGGCCAUGUCAUACAAUGAUAACGAAUUUGUUUGUUUUAUGUGGUUGUUUGUUGGGCGCAAGAAAAGUAGGCGUAUGUG